Papaver somniferum (opium poppy) is the source of this 3517-nucleotide messenger RNA. RefSeq names its product autophagy-related protein 18h-like. Bases 291 to 3206 code for a protein of 971 amino acids. Gene Ontology annotation, cellular component: cytoplasm. The transcript is spliced from 9 exons. Lineage: Eukaryota; Viridiplantae; Streptophyta; Magnoliopsida; Ranunculales; Papaveraceae. The record is from RefSeq and is a predicted model, not a curated record. Gene Ontology annotation, molecular function: protein binding. Gene Ontology annotation, biological process: response to starvation; autophagy.
ACAAGAGAGGAAAUUCUGGGGGACCGACAGCCUCUAUCUUCUUCUCUCUUCAGUUCCGUUUUCUCCAGUUCCGUUUCUCUCCAAGUCAAACAUCAAAGAAAGAAAACUGAACCCCAGAGGAAAACAAACUUCAAAGUAAUGAUUAUGGGUGAGUAAAAUUCUGAUCGGAAAUCGGAUGGUCUUUCCGAUUAUACUUAGCCGGAUAUGGUCGGCAGAAACGGCGGAAAGUGGUGGCGGUGGUGGUUCUGAUACCAGUAGUUACUUGUGGUGGUUGUGGAGUGGAAUUGGAAAUGAGGAAAGGAAAAGGAAAUGGUAGCAGUAGUAAUGGGUUAUUACCAAAUUCACUUAGAAUAAUAUCAUCUUGUAUUAAAACUGUUUCUACUAAUGCCAAUACUAUUGCUUCAACUGUUCGUUCUGCUAGUGCUUCUGUAGCUUCUUCAGUUUCUGCUGCUUCUCCUGAUGAUCAGAAAGAUCAGGUAUUAUGGGCUGGAUUUGACAAGCUAGUGCUAGGUCCAUCUAUUUCCAAGAAAGUUCUCCUACUUGGUUACUCAAAUGGCUUUCAAGUCCUUGACAUUGAGGAUGCUUCUAAUGUUAGUGAAUUGGUUUCAAAGCGUGGUGGUCCUGUUACAUUCCUACAAAUGCAGCCCACCCCCAUAAUGUCCUCUCAUGAAGGGUUUACAAAAUUUCAGCCAUUACUGUUAGUUGUAGCAGGGGAAGAAAACAAUAGCUCUAGUCUGGCUCAAGGCCUCGACCAUGUGAAUAGGCCGAUCAGAGAUGGAAAUGUUGGAUCUGAUAUAAGACCCCGUGUUUCCUCCCCAACAGCUGUUAGGUUUUACUCUUUAAGGUCUCACACGUAUGCCCAUAUCCUGAGAUUCCGUUCUGCUGUAUAUAUGGUAAGAUGCAGUCCGCGAAUUGUAGCAGUCGGCCUUGCAGCACAAAUAUACUGCUUUGACGCUGUUACUCUUGAGAACAAGUUCAGUGUUAUGACCUAUCCAGUGCCUCAGAGUGGGGGACAAGAAAUGCUCAGGGUCAACACUGGUUAUGGUGCGAUGGCUGUGGGUCCAAGGUGGUUAGCUUAUCCUUCCAACAAUCCUCUAUCAACAAACAUUUCCCGGCUAAGUCCUCAGAAUCUGACCUCCUCUCCAGGUGUGAGUCCGUCAACCUCUCCUAGCAAUGGAAUCUUAGUUGCUCGUUAUGCUAUGGAGUCUAGUAAACAGUUAGCUGCUGGGAUCAUUAAUUUGGGUGACGUGGGAUACAAAACUAUGUCUAAAUAUUACAAAGAACUUUCACCUGAUGGUCCAAGCUCUCCGGUAUCCUCGAAUUCAAGCUGGAAAACUGGUAGGCUUAGAUCAGCGUCACAAUCAAAUGAAACAGAUAUUGCUGGAAUGGUUGUUAUUGAGGACUUUGUCUCCAGAGUGAUUGUAUCGCAAUUUAGAGCUCACACAAGUCCGAUUUCUGCACUAUGUUUUGAUCCAAGUGGAACCCUUCUGGUCACUGCCUCGGUAUAUGGGAACAGUAUAAAUAUCUUCCGCAUUAUGCCUUCCUUGUUGAAAAAUGAAUCAUGUACUCCAAGCUAUGACUGGAGUAAUAAUCACGUGCAUCUUUAUAAGUUAUAUCGUGGACUGACAGCAGCUGUCAUUCGAGAUAUAAGUUUUAGUCAUUAUAGUCAGUGGAUAGCUAUUGUUUCGUCGAGGGGGACUUGCCAUAUAUUCAUCUUAUCCCCUUUUGGUGGUGAGGUUGGUCUUCAAACACGAAAUUCGGUUAGUGAUGGACCAACCGCCGAACCAAGUCUCACUUCUCCAUGGUGGUCUUCUUCAUCUUGCGCAAUAAAUCAGCAUUCCUUUCCCCCACCAUCACCUGUCACCUUAUCUGUAAUAAGCAGGAUAAAGAAUAACAGCUCUGGCUGGCUGAACACAGUUGCUAAUGCGGCAGCCUCAGCAACAGGAAAGGUAACCCAACCACCAACUGGUGCUGUUGCCGUUACUUUUUACAAUUCUUUAUCCCGUCAUCUUCUGCUCAAUGCCAUGAAGGGCAAUUCCUUGGAGCACCUGUUGGUUUAUACCCCAUCUGGUCAUUUAGUUCAACAUGAACUUCUGCCAUCUCUUGAGGCAGAAUCAAGUGAUAGUGACUCUGGAACUAGUUUAGGUGCACUGGUACGAAAUGAUGAGGAGUUGAAGGUGAAGGCUCAACCUGCUCAAUGGUGGAAUGUCUGUCGAAGAUCAAAUUGGCCAGAAAAAGCAGAAAAUAUUUCUCGGGUUACCUCUGACGCACAUGAAGUUUCAGAUCCUGUUGGGGGUAUUUUUUUUGUAAAACCCCAAGAAAAACAACACGGGUAUCUUUCUAACGCAGAGGUGCAGAUAGGAUCUGGUGAGAUACGCAUAUGGCAGAAGUCUAAGAUUUCCUUCCAUAUCAUGGUUCCUUCGAGGGAGAUUGAGGCGGAAUUCACUAAAGAUUUUUUUGGUGGCGAGGUUGAAAUUGAAAAGAUCCUAGUUCGUGGUGUUGAAGUUAAAAGAAAGGACUUGUUGCCAGUCUUUGACCAUUUCCAUCAUGUUAAAUCAGAUCAGAGUGAAAGUGGUUCGUUUGCUGGAAGACACUCAAGUAAUUCAUCUUUUGAACCUUACGAGAGCCAUUUUACAGAAGACACUGGUAGUCCUAACCAUGAUCCCAUGAAUACCGGAUCAUUUGAAAGCUCAAAUUCAGGUUCAAGUGGAAAUCCAAAUGAUUUUGAUAAAAUGAAAUCUUUCAAAGUUGCUGAACUCAAAGAAUCUAGCACAGUCAGGGUAAAUGGACCUGAAAGGGGCAUCAAUGUUAUUCCAUCUACCCUACUGAGCCAGAACUUGGCAAGAAAAGAUCAUCUUUCUGAGCAGCGUUACAAUUGUGUUAUAAAUGGUGUAUCAUUUUUAAAAAGUGAUUUUGUUUCCAUUGAAGGAAUUAUGAAAGUAGGAACACCUUCAAAUGGAAGUGAGGUGAGUGAAAUUUCAAACCCAAGUUCUGGUCGAUCUGAUCCUAUUGAUUUGCGAGACACAGUAGAUUUUGGUCAUUGUUUUCAAGAGGAUUACUGUGAAGUGUCAGAGCUCAAUGGAUGUCAAAAAUCAGCUGAAGUUAUUCAUGGAAGUUAUGAUCAUCGUGCGAGAGAAAAAGUGGCUAAAGAUGAAGAGGACGACGACAUGCCUGGGGGCAUGUUUGCCUUUUCUGAAGAAGGUUGAUCAGUGUCUUACAUCCUUAUCAGUGUUCUAAUUGAAAACUUAGUCUGUCUUAUGUUAGCCGCUUGAUGGUAGCAUAUGGGGGAAAUGGGCAAUUACCUGAAAUGGUGUGCGGCUCUGGGUUUCUCAUGUACAUUUGUAGAUUUGCAGCAAAUUUCAUUGUGUUUGCUUUUCAGUAUAGUUGGUGAUGGUAAGACAUAUUGGUUUUAGAUUACCCGAUCUCUGAAGUUCUAGUUUACCAUUUACAAGAUUAUAUGAUGAUCAACUUUAGUUGGCCGUAUGGACAAACCAAUUUCAAAAUAUUAUGGUUUUUU